Molecule: messenger RNA, 5098 nt
Organism: Panicum hallii
Lineage: Eukaryota; Viridiplantae; Streptophyta; Magnoliopsida; Poales; Poaceae
Product: WD repeat-containing protein 7
Exons: 9
Coding region: 116-4525 (1469 amino acids)
Cellular component (GO): cytoplasm
Molecular function (GO): protein binding
Source: RefSeq, a predicted model, not a curated record
GUCCGUGCGACGAAACGACGACCUAGCCGACUCCAGCGACUCGACAACCAACACCGUCUUCUUCCUUCGGGCACCCAGAUGAGAUCUCUUCCCCCUCCAUUCUAGACAUCGCCGGAUGGCCGAUCGCCAUCCCACCCCCCAUGCGAUGAAGUGCCACUCGGUGGCCGCGCUCUGGUCGCCGUCGCCUCCGUCCCACCACGUCACCGCCGCCGCCGCCUCCCCGGCCGCGCUCUUCACCGGCGCCGCCGACGGCACCGUCCUCCACUGGCCUCUCGCUCCCGCCUCAGCUUCCGCGUCCCCGCGUCCGUACUCCCUCCUCUGCGCCCACGCCGCGGCCAUCGCCGCCAUCUGCCCGCUCCCGUCCCCGGCCUCCCUCCUCGCCGCCUGCGCCGCGGGCGUGCUCUCCCUCUUCUCCGCCUCCGCGCCCCUCCGCUGCCUCCGCCGCCGCUCACUCCCGCCCUGGGCCGGCUCGCCCUCCCUCAUCGCCCCGCUCCCGCCCACUUCCACCUCCUCCAACCCCCGCGUCGCGAUCCUCUGCCACGCCCCCGACGACGGCGUCGGCCAGCGCCACGUGUCGGCGCUCGUGGUCGUCGACGCGCGUACCCUCAUCGUCCUCCACACCGCCUUCCAGGGAACCCUCUCGGUCGUGACGCCGAGGGCGAUUGCUGUCUGUGGCUGCGGCGAUGAAGCGGUCAGUGUCGUGCUUGCUGACGCGGAGGGGCGGGCGCAGGUGGUGCCCGUGGCCAAGGGUGUGGCCGUCGAGGGCGAAUCGCCAAGGCGGCUCAGUGUGAGCUCGAUGUCCAGUGCCACGUCCGCAGAGAUGGCGGACGGGAGGGUGGAGGCUGUGGCGUUGUCUCAUGAUGGGAAGGUCGUGGCGUUGGUUCUGAAGGCGAGAUGCUUGUUGAAAUGCGUGGCCGAAGGGGUUGUGCUGGGUGAGAUGUCUCUGCUGGGUACUCCUCUUUGCAAGGGUGAUAAGGAAGAGGAGAAUGGAUGCUCUGUUGGAGUUUUUUUCCUCCAUGGUGAGGGGUGGAAUGCUUGUGCUCCAGACGAUGGCAUUGUGGUCAGGAGCUUGGUGUUGUGGAGUAGCAGUGGCGCUGCUGCAGUGUACAGAGUUGUGGUUGGUACCUCAUCCUUUGAGUCUGAGGCAGUGUGUGAAAUUCCCGACAUCUUGUCUAUGCAAGGAGAGGGAUCGGAAAUUAAAUUUUGCCAGUUGGACCAGCGUCUUGUUAGGGUGGAAUCUUUCUCCUAUAAGGUUGCUGGGUCACUGUUGUGGAAACCAAAAAUCUCCAUAUGGUCUCUAGAUCAGUUAGAGCUGGGUAUAGCAGAGAAUAAACUACCUUCAAGCAAAUUGCUUGGAGAAGGUGGUCUUCAGGGAGAAGAAUUUAGGCCAGAACCCUCUCAUUCUCGCUAUGAUAUCAACAAUGGAGUGGAAAGGUACGGAAGGUACUCACAGGUGUGCUCAUCAGACAGCAAUAAUUUGGAAAGGUACCGAAGGACUGUGUCUUCCUCAAUGGUACUUUCUGAGGAUUCUUAUGCUCCAUAUGCUGUAGUUUAUGGUUUCCACAAUGGUGACAUCGAAGUUAUCCGAUUUCUAAACGUGUCACCUGCUACUGCAAAAUUUGGUGGUGGAGGGAUUUACCCACAUAUUUCUGAGAGGUUCUUUUUGGGGCACAAGGGAGCAAUUCUGUGCUUAGCUGCACAUUACAUGCAUGCCCGCUCUGAUUCUAGAAACUUUCACCGAGCACUCAUUUCAGGGAGUUCAGAUUGUACGAUUCAUGUCUGGGAUCUAGAUGCUGGCACCCUUCUUUCUGUGAUGCAUCAUCAUGUUGCCUCAGUUAAGCAAAUCAUACUACCGCCGGCAUGGACUUACCACCCUUGGGAUGACUGCUUCCUUUCUGUUGGAGAAGAUGGCCUUGUGGCGCUUGUUUCACUUGAAACCAUGCGUGUUGAGAGGAUGUUUCCUGGUCAUCCUGGUUAUGCAUCGAUGGUAGCUUGGGAGGGAGUAAAAGGGUACAUAGCUUGUUUAUGCCGGAAUCUCCACACUUGUAAUGAUGCAGGUAGUGGAUUAUAUAUUUGGGAUCUGAAAACUGGUGCUCGAGAGCGAAUUAUCAGUGGUACUGCCUCUCAGUCAGCGUUCGAACACUUCUGCAGGGGCAUAUCGAAAAAUGCAGUUACUGGCAGCAUCUUAGGUGGAACAACUUCAGCAUCUUCUUUACUUGUUCCAAUUUUUAAAGACACGAGCCACCUUUGGUCUCAUGCUGGUAAAAAGGGUCAUGAUAUUUCAUCUGUGUCAACCAACCAUAACAAUGGAAGUAUUGUUUCUGUGACUGUAAGUGCCUCUACAACAUAUGAUUUUAAGGGAAAGACACCAGCUCCAGAUGAAGCUUGUGUAUUCCAUGGAGGUAAUUCUGUAUACAGUUCAGAAAAGGCUGUUUCUUCUCACAGCGUCCACAAAAGAAUAAAGUGCCCAAUAAAGUGCUAUUGCCCCUAUCCUGGCAUUGCUAGUGUGAGAUUUGACCUUACAGCAAUAAUGUCCACUCAAGGCAUUACAAACAGCAAUACUGAUAAGCAGUCGAGAGGUCAUCUCCAUAGUGAGAAUGCUAAAGAAACUUUGCAGCCUGGAAUGCUAGAUUGUCCUUCUGGGGUUCAUGAAAUGGAUAGCCCCUCUAGAGAGUCACUGGAAGGGCGUUUACUACGAUUUAGCCUCUGUUUUCUGCAUUUAUGGGAUGUUGAUUGUGAUCUAGACAAAUUACUUGUGGAUGAGAUGCAAGUUUGCAAGCCAGAAGGCUGCCAUAUAGCAACAGGGGUGGUAGGGGAUAGAGGCUCAUUUACAUUGAUGUUCCCUGGCAAAGAAGCCACUCUUGAGCUUUGGAAGUCUUCAGCUGAAUUUUGUGCCAUGAGGUCACUGUCUAUAGUUUCUCUUGCUCAACGCAUGAUUACAUUAUCUCGUUCUUGUACAAAUGCUAGCAGUGCCUUGGCAGCAUUUUAUACAAGGCAUUUUGCUGAAAAGGUUCCGGAUAUAAAACCUCCAUCCCUUCAGCUUCUGGUGAGCUUUUGGCAACACCCUUCGGAACAUGUGCGAAUGGCUGCACGUUCCUUGUUCCACUGUGCAGCUCCCCGUUCUGUUCCACCACCACUACGGAUGCAUAAAAACAAAGCUCCUGAUGCCCUCUUGUCUUCAUCAGAUAAUAUGAAUGAUUUUAUCUCUGCUGUACAGAGUGCUUCUAUAUCUAGUUAUGGGGAGUUGAAGGCAGAUAGUGGAAAUGUUGACAAAGAUGAUAGUGACACUGCUAAUAUGAUCUUAUGGUUGGAAUCAUUUGAAAAUCAGGAAUGGCUAUCUUGGAUAGGAGGCACAAGUCAGGAUGCUAUGGCAUCAAAUAUCAUAGUUGCAGCUGCUUUGGUUGUUUGGUAUCCAAGUAUUGUAAAAGCUAAGCUUGCAUGUUUAGUUGUUAGUCAACUAAUCAAGCUAGUUAUGUCAAUGAAUGAUCGGUACAGUUCAACUGCAGCUGAACUUCUAGCAGAGGGAAUGGAAAGCACUUGGAAAGCAUGCUUGGGUGCUGAGAUCACUCAUUUUAUGAGUGAUAUCCUUUUCCAAAUUGAGUGCCUAAGUACUGCACCAUCAAGCAGUGUCAUCCAUAAAACUGCAGUUGCUGUUACAAUGCAGGAAGCAUUGGUUGGCACCCUUUUACCAAGCUUAGCAAUGGCUGAUGUAACAGGGUUUUUUAGUGUGAUAGAAAGCCAAAUUUGGGCUACUUCGUCUGAUUCACCUGUUCAUGUUGCAUCACUCAAAACUCUUACCCGUGUGGUUCGAGGCGCUCCAAAGGCCUUGGCACCUUACCUCGAAAAGGCAAUCAGCUACAUCCUACACACUAUGGAUCCAAGCAAUUUAAUAAUGCGUAAAGCUUGCAUUAUUAGUUCAAUGAUGGCUCUAAGAGAAAUGGCACGUGUAUUUCCGAUGGUUGCUCUCAAUGAGUCAAUGACACGAUUAGCCGUUGGUGAUGCUAUUGGAGAGAUUCAUAAUGCCACAAUUCGAGUGUAUGACAUAGAAAGUGUCACAAAGAUAAGAAUUCUUGAUGCAAGUGGACCACCAGGUCUUCCAAGCUUACUCACAGGAUCAUCAAAUACAAUGGCAACCAUACUAAUAUCAGCUUUGAGUUUCUCACCCGAUGGAGAGGGUCUGGUUGCCUUCUCUGAGAAUGGAUUGAUGAUAAGAUGGUGGUCAUUGGGUACUGGCUGGUGGGAGAGGCUCAGCAGAAGCCUUACUCCUAUCCAAUGCACAAAGCUUAUCUAUGUUCCUCCAUGGGAAGGAUUUUCACCUAACUCUUCUCGCCUAAGUAUAAUUUCUAGUAUUUUAGGACAUGAUAAACAUGGAAGUUCAGAGAAGAAGACAAAGGAAUUAGAUGAGGCUGAUAAUCUGAAGCUAUUGCUUCAUAAUCUUGACCUUUCAUACCGCCUUCAAUGGGUUGGUGGUAAGGCUAUCAAACUUACAAGGCACGGCCAGGAGUUGGGUACAUUUCAGUUGUGAUCAUGGCUUACCGAUGAUUAAUGAAUCUUGAGUUGUUUUGGAGUUCUGCAUGGCUGGCAAGUAACCAGAGCCAUCAUCGUGUUGAUUCAUGUGUCCUGUAAGGACACAAUUCACAUGCAGCACCCAACGAUGGGGCUGUUUUGGAGAGGUGACCCUCAGAAUCCGCUCGAGGAACAUGAAGGGCAUUUUUCUGGCAUUGUCGAAACCUUCGUGGGUGAAUUUUGUAGGUCCAGAUCAGUUGAUGAAGUUGGAACAAGGACGGCCGGCCGAAGGCUUGAGUGGCCGAGGAUCGCUGCUCGGAUCGAAGUCCUAAAGUGCCCCGAAGAAGGGUCCGAGCGGAGAAGGUCCGCAAGGAUGAAGAGGGAGUGCUUGAAAAGCGGGAUGGGCCCACCUGUGCAAUAACAGGGUGCCCUUGAAUAUUCCUGGAUUAGGUUAGUUGAAUCAUCCCGGAUUGUAAUUAAACAUCCUUACUGUUCGUCUCCCUGUAAAUAGAAGAGCAUCGUUAUGUUUUAGCCUUCGUUAAUAGUUCAAUGUUUGGUUUCAUCAAGAUAGUGAGGGUGUUCUAUGGUUCAA